AUGUACGAACACGUAACAAAAUAUUUGAAAAAAAUGGAAAAUAAUUUCUUUUACGUUAUAAAUGAAAACCAGCCUCAAAGUCUUUUUACAUAUCUACAGAGGGAUAAUACGUACGACGAUAUGAUAGAAAUGUUGAAGUUAUUUCAAAAGUAUAAAAAUGAUGCUAAUGCAUUAGUUGACCAUCGGAUUUUGGAUCUUGGAUAUAUGGACCAAGUGGAUUUGAAGAAUUACCUGCGGGAUCUAACUGAAAGUUAUAUAGAACAUAUCGUUGAAAAAUUUAUUGAUAAGUUCAUUAGAAAUCAUGAAAUUUUGUGUAAUGAAUUCAAAGAAAUGGCCUCACGUGCUUUUACUAAAACGAAAAGUACCGAAGAGUUUUUUGCCCUGGGAAAUUACAUGUUGUACGCUGCUACCAAGUUUAUGGCCGAUAUGACUAAAACAGUAAAAGAUUUAUGUAAAGUUGCAUGUAACGUAUCUCAGUACGCUGUGUUGCCUCAAAAAUUUUGGGAUGCACAAGCGUCCUCAAUGAAGUGGUUACGAGACGUAAAACCGAUUUUUGUUGAAUAUUCUACUUUAUACGAAGUAGAAAAAUUAAACGCAGAAGUCGCAUUGUCAGACGAAAUCAGUUCUUUAAAUUAUGAUCUGUACGCUUUUGAACCAAACCUUACGUUCUUGAACAAUAUCGAUCAAAUUGACAAGCUCUACGAAUAUAAAUUGUUUAUUAGUGAUAUACAUAGAAAAAUAGAAACAUUUGAUGCUAGGGUUGCAUGGGUUAAUAGGGAAGAAGAGUUAUUUAACAAGCCAAUUAGCGAAUUUAAAGAACUUGCUGAAAUCAAAAAUUUUAUUGAACCAUUAGUCGAUAUUAUUAUAUUUUCCUAUACUUGGUUGUUGAAGUACAAUGCGUGGAUGCAUGGUGAUUUUGACGAUCUUAGUUUACCUGAAAUGGAGAUAGUCUUCGAUGACUUUUAUAAGGAAGCAAUGAAAAAGCAAAAGUCUUUGAGAAUCAAAUGUAAAGAAAUGUUAUCACAAAAUACUAAUAAAAAAUAUGAGGGUAUAAUAGGUGGUACUGAAUUGGACGAGUUUCCGGCGCCUUUAAAAAUAGCACAACAAACAAUAGAAAGCAUGAAAGAGUUCAGGCAAUACAUGCCAAUUGUUGGAAUUAUGUGUAAUCCAGAUUUAAAAGAACGGCAUUGGGCAGAUAUGUCUGAAUUAAUUGGAUUUGACUUGACUCCAAAUGCUGGUACAACACUUACAAAAAUGAUUGAUUUAAAACUAGAAGACAAACUACCUCAGUUUGAUGUCAUCAGCAUAAGUGCCACUAAAGAAGAACAAUUAAGAAAAUCGUUGGAAAAAAUGAAAGAAGAUUGGACUUCCAUUAUACUAUCUACUAGCCCAUACAAGGAUACAAAAAUAAAUAUAUUAUCUGGAGUAGAUGAUAUACAAUCAGUACUUGAUGAUCAUCUGAUUAAGACUAUAUCAAUCCGUGGAUCAGCCUUUGUUAAACCUAUUAGAGAGGAAAUAAAAGAAUGGUAUGAAACGGUUAAUCGUAUGAAUAAUACACUAGAAGAGUGGACAAAAGUGCAGAUACAAUGGCUUUACCUUAUGCCAAUAUUUAGUUCCAAAGAUAUAGUUGCUCAGAUGCCCAAAGAAGGAGCACUAUUUAAUGAAAUAAAUGUGACUAUCAAAAAAAUUUUAGGUUUGAUAGAUGUAGAUCCAUUAGCUAUUAAAUGUAUUGGUCAGGAAGGCAUAUUAGAAUCAUUGAUUCAUUGUAUGGAGCUGAUGGAAACUAUUAACUCAGGAGUUAAUAGUUACUUGGAGAACAAACGUUUAUACUUUCCAAGAUUUUUCUUUCUUUCAAACGACGAAAUGUUAGAAAUCUUAUCAGAGACCAAAAAUCCCAAAAAAGUUCAGCCUCAUUUAAAAAAAUGCUUUGAGGGAAUAGCUAAACUUGAGUUUAAUGAGAAUUUGGACAUUUUGAAAAUGUUAAGUAGUGAAGGAGAAGAAAUUGCUUUAAGCCAAUAUAUUUCUACUGUAGAAGCCCGUGGAAGCGUAGAAAAGUGGCUCCUUCAGGUAGAAGAACAAAUGAUUAUAUCAAUUAGAAUAUCUAUUGAAAAUGCAUUUAUUGAAUAUCCAACAAUAAAACGAACCUUGUGGGUACAAAAAUGGCCAGGUCAAAGUGUUUUAUGUGUUGGUCAAAUAUUUUGGACAACUGAAGUUCAUGAAGUACUGAAUAUGGGAAAACCUGAUCAAAUGCGAACUUACUAUAAAUUUUUGACUAACCAAUUAAAUGAUAUUGUGGAUUUAGUACGUAGUAAAUUGAGCAAGCAAACAAGAAUAUCACUAAGUGCGUUGGUUACGUUGGAUGUUCAUGGCAGAGAUGUUGUUGACGAUUUGGCUAACAAUAACGUUACUCAUCAUAUGGACUUUAAAUGGCUUAGUCAGUUGAGAUAUUACUGGGAAAAUGAUACCUUAGUUCGUAUUACAAACGCGACUAUAAAUUAUGCAUACGAAUACCUUGGAAAUACGCCAAGACUUGUAAUCACUCCUUUAACGGAUAGAUGUUACCGUACGCUAAUUAGUGCUUAUCAUUUACACUUAAAUGGUGCUCCUGAGGGGCCAGCUGGUACUGGUAAGACUGAAACAACAAAAGAUUUAGCAAAAGCUUUAGCUGUGCAGUGCAUUGUCUUUAAUUGCUCCGAUAGUCUAGAUUACUUGGCUAUGGGAAAGUUUUUCAAAGGACUUGCUUCGGCUGGAGCGUGGGCUUGUUUCGAUGAGUUUAACCGAAUUGACAUCGAAGUAUUAUCAGUAGUGGCACAACAAAUUCUAUGUAUAGUUCAAGCAGUGAGAACGAACUUGAAAACUUUCAAUUUUGAAGGCACAGAGUUAGAAUUGAACCCAAGAUGUUAUAUCUGCAUUACUAUGAAUCCGGGAUACGCUGGCAGAUCUGAACUUCCUGAUAAUUUAAAGGUUCUAUUUAGAACCGUGGCUAUGAUGGUACCGGAUUAUGCAUUGAUUGGAGAAAUAUCAUUAUACUCAUAUGGAUUUGUGAAUGCAAGAGAAUUAUCUGUUAAAAUUGUAACUACGUACAAGCUUUGCUCCGAACAAUUGUCAUCUCAAUCGCAUUAUGAUUAUGGUAUGCGUGCUGUUAAAACGGUUCUUAUAGCAGCUGGGAAUUUAAAAAUGAAGUUUCCAAACGAUGAUGAGUCAGAACUAUUACUCAGAUCUAUUUUGGAUGUAAAUUCCGCUAAAUUUCUUAACAAAGAUGUUCCUUUGUUUAAGGGAAUUAUUUCUGAUUUAUUUCCGAGCGUAACGUUACCAAAUCCUGACUAUAGAAAUUUAAUUAGUGCCGCAACUAUUAUAUGCACAAGAAUGAAUUUACAACCAACUGACUCUUCUUUGGAAAAAUUAAUUCAAAUAUAUGAAAUGAUGAUAGUUAGACACGGUUUUAUGUUGAUUGGAAAUCCAUUUGGAGGAAAAACUUCACUACUUCAUUUGCUCGCAGAAACUUUAAAUUUACAGAAUGAACUUAACCAAGACGAAGAAAAAGUUGAAUAUGAAACAGUUAAUCCUAAAUCAUUGACUAUGGGUCAGCUUUAUGGGUGUUUCGAUGAAGUUUCACAUGAAUGGUCUGACGGUAUUGUGGCAAAUACAUUUAGAACGUUUUCGAUGUCAGAGACAACAAAUAGAAAGUGGUUGAUAUUUGACGGUCCUGUUGAUGCAGUUUGGAUAGAAAAUAUGAAUACAGUAUUAGAUGAUAACAAAAAAUUGUGCUUAAGUUCUGGUGAAGUAAUUGCUAUGCCAGACUGUAUGUCAAUGAUAUUUGAAGCUAUGGACCUUUCACAGGCUUCUCCCGCUACUGUGUCUCGCUGUGGAAUGAUUUAUUUAGAUCCAACAAUUUUGGGUUGGAGACCUUUAAUUGUAUCCUGGUUAAAAACUUGUCCUGAAUUUUGGUCUUCUGAUCAAAAUGGAAUUGACAUAAUGUGCUUAUUUGAUUGGUUAACUCCUCCAUGUUUAUACUUUGUGCGUCGUAAUUGUGUUCAAUUAACUAAUGCUGGAGAAACCAAUACUGUUUUAAAUGUUUUAAACAUACUGGAGAUGCAGUUGAAAAAUGCAAUCAAACCAAACAAGCAACCAGGCAAAGAUACCAAUACAAACGUAAACUUUUAUGAAUUCUUUACGAAUUACUUACAAGGAGCUUUUGUAUAUGCUUCUAUUUGGGGUUUUGGUGGAACGUUGGAUUCAAAAUCACGACCAGUCUUCGACCUUUACUUUAAAGAAUUGUGGAAGGGUGAGAUCCCUGAUUUUACACCACCAGCAGAAUUAAGCCCAUUAAGCAUUAUUAUACCCAACGAGGGAACGUUGUAUGAUUAUGUUUUUAUCUUUAAAUCAAAGGGAUCUUGGAAACAUUUAUUGGAAAUUAGAAAUAAUAAUAAACUCGAAGAAAUGGCUAAUAUAGAACAAACUUUAGUACCAACUCUUGACACUGCUAGGUACAUGCACUUAGUUGACAUGUUUAUCUCUAAUCGAAAACCGUUUUUACUGUUUGGUCCAACGGGCACAGGAAAAAGUUUCUACGUAAAAAAUUAUAUGAUGAACAAAUUAUCCUUGGAUGAAUAUGUUCCAUCUUUUGUCACUUUUACAAUUCAAACAUCAGCUAACUUCACUCAAGAAAUAAUUUUAUCUAAGCUCAUAAAACGCAAACGUGGUGUAUAUGGUCCACCCAUUGGAAAGGUCUGUGUAAUAUUUGUCGAUGACAUGAAUAUGCCUAUCAAAGAACAAUAUGGAGCGCAGCCCCCAAUUGAGUUAUUGAGACAAUAUUUUGAUCAUGGAUAUUGGUACGAUUUACUGGAUACAACCAAAGUUUAUCUUCAAGAUGUUCUCUUGUUGACUGCAAUUGGUCCAACUGGUGGAAGUAGACAAGAUGUGUAUGCUAGAUUCCUGCGACAUUUCGGCUUGUUUGCUAUAAACUCGUUUGACGAUGAAAGUAUAAACAAAAUAUUCUCAACAUUACUUCAAAUUGGAUUGAGAAGAAAUGGUUUUACAUUAGAAGUGAUACCAAUUAUCGAUAAUCUAGUUCAAUCAACAAUUGAUUUAUAUAGAUCAGCUAUACAAAAAUUAGCUCCUACUCCAAAUAAAUCACAUUACCUAUUUAAUUUAAGAGAUAUUUCGAAAGUAACGAAUGGAAUACUCAUGUUUCGUAAAGAAAGCUUUACUCAUCGGUCAUUAUUUGUGAAAUUAUGGGUACAUGAAGUAAUGCGAGUAUUUUUCGAUCGUCUAGUUGAUGAUAAAGAUAGAGAAUGGUUAUUUAAUGAAAUUCGUUUGAAUGUUGGUUCCAAUUUCAAAGAAAUAUUUGAUGUUGUUUUUAAAAAUUUAUCAAAUACAACUCCGAUUAUCUACCAAGAUAUGAGAAAUCUUUUAUUUACAAAUGUAUUGGAUAUUGAUGCCAUAGAAGACAAAAAGUAUGAACAACCAGCAUCAUACAACCAAUUCGUAGAAUUAGCUCAUAUGAUGAUGGAUGAAUAUGACACGACUCAUAAUCCAAAAUUAAACAUAGUUUUGUUUAAGUACGCUAUUGAGCAUCUAUCAAAGAUCUGUAGAAUAAUAAGCAUAUCCGGUGGAUCUGCAUUAUUAGUAGGAGUAGGAGGCUCAGGACGACAAUCACUCACACGUUUAGCAGCAACAAUGUAUGGUUACAAUGUUUUUCAACCGAAGAUUACCAAAAACUACGGGUUUAACGAAUGGAGAGAUGAUUUGAAGACAAUAUUGAAGGAUUCUGGAGGAAGAAAUCGUCCAACAAUUUUUUUGUUCGCCGAAGGACAAAUAAAAGAAGAAUACUUUUUACAAGAUAUUGAUGCUUUGUUAAAUUCAGGAGAAGUUCCAAAUCUAUUUACAUUAGAGGAACAACAAAAUAUUCUAGAGAUGGUUCGAUUAGCUGCUCAAGGAGGAAACAGAAAUUUGGAUAUUGCUCCAUUAGUUGUUUUUAAUUAUUUCAUCAAUCGAUGUAAACAAAAUUUGCAUUUAUGUCUUUGCUUUAGUCCAAUCGGAUCUUCAUUUAGAAAUCGUCUGAGACUUUAUCCAUCAAUGGUUAGUUGUUGUACGAUUGACUGGUUUGAAGAUUGGCCUGAAGAUGCAUUGGAAAUGGUUGCACAUAAGUACUUGAAAAAUGCAAAUCUUCCUGAAAAAAUAAAAAUGUCUGCAGUUACUGUUUGUCAACGGUUUCAUGUCGAUGCUAGGAAAUUAUCGUCAGAAUUUUAUUCUACCACUCGGCGUCGUACAUAUAUUACAUCUGCAUCAUAUCUAGAUUUAAUUAAAGCAUACACUGACUGUACUAGUAUUAAGCAAAAAGAAAUUAUGGAAUUAAAAAUGCGUUAUGUCAGUGGCCUUCGAGAAUUAGAAUAUGCCACAGUACAAGUAAAUCAGAUGAAAGAAGACUUAUUUAAGCUUCAACCUCAAUUAAAACAAGCUCAAAAAGAGGCUGAUGAAAUGAUGAAAAUAAUUUCUCGUGAAACUGUUGAAGUUGAAAAAGCUACUGCUAGAGUACAGGUAGAUGAACAAGCAGCUAAUGUCCAAGCUGAAUCUGCAAAUAAAUUAAAAUUAGAAUGUGAAACUGACUUAGCUUUGGCUAUACCUAUUUUGGAAGAUGCAAUUAAUGCUUUGAAUACUCUUAAACCGUCUGAUAUUACAUUAGUAAAAUCAAUGAAAAACCCUCCUAUAAUAGUGAAAACUGUAAUGGCAGCAGUGUGUGUAAUGAUCAACGUAUUACCAGAUAAAAUCCCCGACCCAAAAAGGCCAGGAUAUAAUAUACUUGAUUAUUGGGGCCCAAGUAAACGCUUAUUAGGUGAUAUCAACUUUUUAGACAAAUUAAAGAAGUAUGAUAAAGAUAACAUACCUGUAAAAGUUAUGGAUGACAUAAGACUUACAUAUCUUCCGGACCCACAUUUUAAACCAACAAUCGUAGCCAAAGCUUCUAGUGCUGCAGAAGGUUUAUGCAAAUGGAUUAUUGCGUUGGAUAUGUAUGAUAGAGUAGUAAAAAUCGUAGCACCGAAAAAAGAAAAAUUGGAGAUAGCUAAUACAGAAUACGAAGAAACUAUGGCGAUAUUAAUAAAAAAACGAAAUGAAGUAAAAGAACUACAGGAUAGAUUAGAUUCCCUAAAAGAGCGUUUGGCGGAUACUAUUUUAAAUAAAGAAAAAUUACUUACAGAAGUAGAAUUAUGUGAAAGAAAGUUAAUCAAAGCUGAAAAACUAAUAAGAAGUCUUGGCAGUGAGAAAGAUCGUUGGUCAGAUCGUGCUAAUGAACUUCAGAUCAACUACGAUUGCAUACCUGGUGAUAUUCUCAUAUCUUGUGGAAUAAUCGCUUAUUUGGCUCCAUUUACGUCAAAUUUCAGAUCAUCUAUCAUCAAUGAAUGGCGAACAUUAUGCCUUAAUUUAAAAAUUCCCAGCUCAAAAAGUUACAGUUUGAUCAAUGUUCUUGGUGUACCAAUUAAAAUUCAAAAUUGGACCAUAGAUGGUUUACCAAUGGAUUUGUUUUCGAUCGACAAUGCCAUUAUUAUGGAUGAAUCUCAAAGAUAUUCUUUGCUGAUUGAUCCUCAAGGUCAGGCUCACAAAUGGAUUAAAACAAUGGAAAAAAUCAAUGAUAUCGUUAUUGUUAAAUUGACAAACCCGAAUUACAUGAAAAUAAUUGAAAUUGCUAUUGAAAUCGGAAAACCCAUAUUAAUUGAAAAUGUACAAGAAGAAUUAGAUCCUCCUUUAGAUCCAAUAUUAUUAAAGCAGAUAUAUAGACAAGGAAUAACGAUGUUUAUUACACUUGGAGAUAAUACCAUUGAGUAUAACCCAAAUUUCCGAUUGUAUAUCACAUCAAAACUAAGAAAUCCUCAUUAUUUACCAGAAAUAUUUAACAAAGUAACUAUUAUCAAUUUUGCAUUGACAGUAGAAGGGCUAGAAGAUCAACUUUUAGGGAUUGCUGUGGCCAAAGAACGACCUGAUUUGGAAUUCAAAAGAAAGAAAUUAAUUGUGGAAGGUGCUGAAAAUGCUAAAACACUUUUGAACGUUGAAAACAAUAUUCUACAAAUUCUUUCAGCACCGGGAAACAUUUUAGAAGAUGAGGAUGCAGUUGAUGUUUUAGAAAAUGCAAAGUUACUAGCUAUACAAAUCAUAAAGAAACAAGCGGCUUCAGUUGAAACAGUUGCAAUUAUUGAUAAAUUCAGAUUACAAUAUAACCCAUUAGCUAAGCACUGUUCUAUUCUUUAUUACUGCAUAACUGAUUUGCCUAAUAUUGAUCCAAUGUAUCAAUAUUCUUUAACCUGGUUCAUCAAUAUAUUUAUUAUGACAGUCGAAACAGCAAAGAAAUCGAAAAUAAUCAAUGUACGAUUGGAAGCCCUCAAAAAUACAUUUACUUAUAACUUGUACACUAAUGUAUGUCGGUCAUUAUUCGAAAUUGAUAAGACGUUAUUUUCUUUUAUCAUGUGUACUACAAUAAUGCUAUCAGAAAAAAAGAUCGACAAACAAGAACUUAUGUUUCUUAUGACUGGUGGUGUAGGUUUAAAAAACAAUAUACCAAAUCCUGCAUCAAAUUGGUUGCAGGAUAAAAAUUGGGAUGAGCUAUGUCGCUUGGAUGAAUUAAACACGUUUAAAGGCAUAAAAAAUGAUUUUAUACAAAAAGUGAAUGACUGGAAAGAAUACUAUGAUCAAGCUGAUCAGGAAGAUUCAACGUUUCCUAAUCCCUGGUACGAUAAGUUGAGUGAUUUUCAGCGCAUCCUUGUUGUCCGUACUAUUAGACCAGACAAAGUCAUACCAAUUAUAAUAAAAUUGAUUGAAUCAGAACUUGGAGAAAAUUUCAUUCAACCACCACCAUUUGACAUACAAAAGUCUUACAAUGACUCGUAUUGUCUAAAUCCGUUAAUAUUUAUCCUCUCCCCAGGGGUAGAUCCUAUGGUAAGCUUGUUACAGUUUGCAAAUAAAAUGGAUAAGACGGAAACAAUUCAAAGUGUUUCGUUGGGCCAAGGACAAGGUCCUAUAGCUGAAUCAUUAAUACAAAAUGCACAAAAAACGGGAGGAUGGGUUUGUUUACAAAAUUGUCAUUUAGCUACCUCAUGGAUGGAACAGUUAGAAACUAUAUGCGAUUCGUUCGAUAUAUCAAACGUGAAUAGUGAAUUUAGACUGUGGUUGACGAGCUACCCAUCGGACAAAUUCCCAGUUUCCGUUCUCCAAAAUGGUGUUAAAAUGACUAACGAACCUCCAACUGGUCUACAAGCAAAUAUGUUAAGAAAUUAUCAGUCUUAUCCCGUAAAAGAUGAAGUGUUUUUCGAUGGGUGUGUUGGUAAAAAAAACAUAUUCACAAAACUUUUGUAUGGCAUUACGUUUUUCCAUGCCGUCAUCCAAGAAAGAAAAAAAUUUGGACCGAUCGGUUGGAAUAUACCAUACGGUUUCAAUGAAUCUGACUAUCACAUUUCUAUACAACAACUUCAAAUGUAUAUAAACGAAUUCGACGAAAUACCGUUCGAGGCUAUUACAUACUUGACUGGUGAAUGCAACUACGGUGGUAGAGUGACUGAUGACUGGGACAGGCGUACAUUGAACACAAUUUUGUCUAUUUUUUGUUGUCCGUCAGUAGUCGAAGAUCCCCAUUAUUUGUUCUGUGAUAUUAGUUCCAAAUAUGGAAUUCCUUAUAGCAACAAUUACAGCGAUUUUAUAAAACAAAUUGAAGAAAUUCCGGCCGUCCCAAGUCCAGAAGUAUUUGGAUUGCAUUUGAAUUCGGGCAUUACUCGUGAUUUACAGAGUACAAUGCAUCUUUUUGACUCGUAUAUAUUGAUUGCAGAAUCCAGUGGUGGUAGUGACGAUCCUGAUGCAACUGAGAAUUUAUUGAUAGCAAUUGCUUCCAAUAUACUAGAAAAGCUUCCAAAGAAUUUUGAUAUUGAAAUGGCAACAGAAAAAUACCCCGUUUUGUACACAGAGUCUAUGAACACGGUUCUUGUUCAAGAAAUGGAACGUUUUAACAUACUACUGUCUAUUAUUCGUAAAAGCUUGCAAGAUCUUAUAAAAGCCAUCAAAGGAGCUAUUGUAAUGACGUCUGAACUAGAAACCAUGGCCAUAUCGUUAUCUGUGGCCAAAUACCCGGCAUUUUGGUCAAAGUUUUCCUAUCCCAGUCUUAAGUCUUUAGGUGGAUAUAUAACUAAUUUUAUUGAACGACUUGAUUUCUUACAAGUUUGGUACGACAAUGGCAAACCAGAUAAUUUCUGGUUAAGUGGACUAUUUUUUACACAAGCAUUCCUUACCGGAGCAAUGCAAAAUUUUGCUCGUCGUUACACUAUACCGAUAGAUCAAUUAUGCUUUGAUUUUCAAGUUCAACGCUCUGAUCGAAUCAAUGCAUCUCCCAAAGACGGAGUAUAUUGCUACGGUUUAUUUUUAGACGGCGCUCGUUGGAAUAGAACUAGGAUGGUGCUAGAUGAACAGUUGCCAAAAGUAUUAAGUGAUGUAUUACCAUUAGUAUGGUUCAAACCUAUAAAGAAAGUUGAAUUAAAGCAAGGCAGUAGAUACACAUGUCCUGUAUAUAAGACUUCGGAGAGAAAAGGAAUACUGUCGACAACAGGUCAUUCUACCAAUUACGUUCUACCAAUGUUUCUCGACACCAACAAAAAAGCUUCUCAUUGGAUAUACCGCGGAGUAGCUCUACUAUGUCAAUUGAAUGAUUAAAAUAUUACUUUUAUUUUGCGAUUUAUGUGAAUUUUUUCCUCAUUGCAUAGUUGA
Messenger RNA from Sipha flava (yellow sugarcane aphid), 10740 nucleotides. RefSeq names its product dynein heavy chain 7, axonemal-like. Gene Ontology annotation, biological process: microtubule-based movement. Lineage: Eukaryota; Metazoa; Arthropoda; Insecta; Hemiptera; Aphididae. Gene Ontology annotation, cellular component: dynein complex. Gene Ontology annotation, molecular function: minus-end-directed microtubule motor activity; dynein intermediate chain binding; dynein light intermediate chain binding. The record is from RefSeq and is a predicted model, not a curated record.